Molecule: messenger RNA, 918 nt
Organism: Hydatigera taeniaeformis
Lineage: Eukaryota; Metazoa; Platyhelminthes; Cestoda; Cyclophyllidea; Taeniidae
Source: the annotation of a GenBank genome assembly
GAUCAACAUGAGCUUUUCUUCCCUCCUCUUGGUUACCUGUUUUCUCUCUCCUCGUCAUCCUUUGAGUCGCUGUUGUCGUUUUCGUUCAGGGAAGGCUACAUUCAAACGAGUCAGAUGGUUCCGGCGCAGACCUUGCUUCAACCGCUUCAGCAACAAUUGAUCGUCGAUCCAAAUGGCACUGCAGCGGGCCAACAACCUACCUUUGCCUUCCAAGCAAGUGAUGGUAGUCUGAUUCCAGUUCAGCUUGCCGCUUCGCCAAAUGGUGGACCUCUUAUCAUGCUAAUGCCAACUCAAACUACUGGUCAGGGCGGGCAGCCUGUUUACACCACACAGGCCAUCACGACUGGUGCUACGGCCGCUACUGCGACUAUUGAUGCCGCCGGGCAAGCUACCGUUCUCGGUUCUACAGUGGAAGAUGAGAACAAUCAAGCCGCGGCUCUACAGCAGCAACAGACUCAGCAAUCGACCGGGCAGGUACAAUUGGUGCACCAGCAGACCGUAACUGCAACUCAGGCAGCAAGUCAGCUGAUGCAACAAACGGCUGCCCAGCAGAGCACUGCUUCCAUGGCUGGUGUGGGUCAAGAGGAGCCUCUCUACGUGAAUGCAAAGCAGUACAAUCGAAUUUUGAAGAGAAGGCAGGCUCGUGGCAAACUGGAGGCUCAAGGUCGUAUUCCGAAGGAACGUCGGAAGUAUCUGCACGAGUCCCGUCACCAGCAUGCAAUAAAGCGGGUUCGCAAUGCUGGGGGGCGAUUCUACUCGGCACCGACUAGUAACUUACAUCGAGGGAGCUCAGUGAUGGCGAUUUUGUGGUUUUCUGUGCGUUUUAUCCCCCAAAUUUAUCUACAGAGCUGUUUGUUUCUACUCACUACGCAGAUCCGUCGUGUCGCAUCGCUCUUGUUGUUGUCAGAUAUGUCAUAG